AUGGCGGUUCUGAUUUCGUACCUGUUCUUACUCGGGCUCAUAUCUUACACCAGCGGGAAGCCGGCUGAUGACAGCUUAUACGGAAUCGUAGAAUUGUUGGAAGCAAUCAGCAACUACGAAGAUAAUCCUAAGAGCCAGCAAGAAGACAAUGCACGUAUCAUUUCGCAAGAUGAGAAGAUUCAAAAAUAUGAACGAGACAGGAACAAGGAAAACAAAAUGGCUCCUACAGUGCAAAGUAUUUACAAUCUAGAGACAAAGGCAGACAAGCCAUUAUCGAAUAUCAAUCUUCUAGUACCAAUACGAGACACAUUAACAGAUUGUAAUUCCGUAGAGACAUGUAAAGACACAAAAAAUUUGCUCGAAAGCAGCCGAAUUGAGGAUCAGAUCAAUAAUGUAAUAGAAGUUUUAAGCCAGCUAGAUAAUAAUGUUGAAAAUGAUGGGAGAAGUACAGAUCGCGUAUCAGACGGUCGGUAUUAUAACAAUCAAGUCUAUAAGAUUAAUGGUAAUUAUAAGAAGAAACGGAUGCCAAAAAUAUUUCGAAUAAGUGAAAACUUUGAUGCGGUUAUGAUUGACGCUGACACAUUUGAGCGACUGAUGAGUAAUUUAAAUUCUAAUACUUAUAAUGAAAGAGAAGCAGAGAAGUUAUUAGAAAGUAUAAAUUUAGAGCAGUUAGAAAAAGAUAACAAUAGGAAUGACAAGAAAUAUAAUACUGAUGCUGGCGCUUAUGAUGCAGAAAAUCGCGAUGACGGGAAUGCUUUGGUUCGAGUAUUAAAAGAAUUGUUAUCAAAGGCUAGAAAUGAAUAG
This is a messenger RNA of Spodoptera exigua (beet armyworm), 804 nucleotides long. Lineage: Eukaryota; Metazoa; Arthropoda; Insecta; Lepidoptera; Noctuidae. The record is from the annotation of a GenBank genome assembly.